Molecule: messenger RNA, 495 nt
Organism: Perkinsus marinus ATCC 50983
Lineage: Eukaryota; Perkinsozoa; Perkinsida; Perkinsidae
Product: nonsense-mediated mRNA decay protein, putative
Exons: 5
Biological process (GO): ribosomal large subunit export from nucleus
Cellular component (GO): nucleus; cytoplasm
Molecular function (GO): ribosomal large subunit binding
Source: RefSeq, a predicted model, not a curated record
AUGUCCCGUAAGAGAUCCUUCAACUCUAGUGUGGCCCAGACUACUUCAGUCCACGACGAGAUGCCACGUUACGCUAACGUCCUGUGCUGUGUCUGUGGUGCAUCGAUGACACCGAACCAGUCGAAUAUGUGUGUCAACUGCAUGAAGGGCGAGGUGGACAUCACCGAGGGCAUCUCUAAGCAAGCAGUGGUCAACUACUGUCGAGAAUGCAACCGAUACCAGAGGCCCCCGUGGGUACCCUGUGAGCCGGAGUCCCGUGAGCUCCUGGGGAUUUGCCUGAAGAAGAUCAAGGGGCUCAACAAGGUGAAGCUGGUAGACGCCAACUUUAUCUGGCAGGCCCCGACUAGCAAGCGAAUGAAGGUGAAGUUGACUGUUCAGAAGGAGGUCAUGAACGGCGCUGUCAUGCAACAGUCGAUGAUAGUCGACUUCAUCGUCGCUUGGCAACAGUGCGAUGAUUGUAAACGUACGUACACCCCGCAUACGUGGAAUGCAUCG